AUGCCGCCUACUCGACUAUCUCGUCGCGAAUCUAUUGUUGAAGUCCUCCAACCAGGUCCCAGCACUACAGGUCCCAGCAGCACCACGCGAACCUCCAAAAACAGAGCUCCGAAAAAGCCACUGGUACUUCAUCCGGAUGUCAUCGAGAUAUCCGACUCGGACGAUGACCCUUUCACCCCUCCUGCCCCUCCGGUGAAAAGGAAGAGCUCUCGCGAGCUCCAGUUAGAGCGGGAGGUAAAGAAGUUGAAACAGGAGAACGAAUUGCACAAGAACAAAGCGAAUUCUCUAAGAGCAGAGAUCACCAGUGUGCAAGAUAAACUUACGCAUUUGCUUGCCACUUCAUCGAGCGCCUCGUCGUCAAAGGAUCAUAUGCCAAUAUCCGAUGUCGAGGAUAGUGUGACAUGCGAGAUUUGUACAAUGAAAAUGUGGACACCCUAUAUUCUGGAAUGCGGGCACACUUACUGCCAAUCUUGUCUGCAGGAUUGGUUUUCGACGACGCUAGCACAACACAUGGCUGCACAUCCCAACUAUAAUAUCAACCAACACCAACACCCUUAUGGGGCCGAUAUGUACGCUGCGUACCCAGGCUUCGCUCAGCACCACUAUAUGCACUUGCUUGGUGCGGCUACCCCACAACCCCACUACACCUGUCCAAUUUGUCGCAAGCAGGUGCGGAAUCCCCCAGUGGAGGAUUUCAAUCUGAAGAAGAUUGUGAGGGCUGUUGCUAGUGUGCAAGGAGAAUCUAGUCCUCGAAAGGGAGAGGCGGGUUCUAGUCGAAGGAAAGGAAAAGCGAAGGGAAAAGCACCAGCCCAACGAGAGGACCCAUGGAGCGGUUUCUUUCGAAGGACCUGA
Messenger RNA from Lentinula edodes (shiitake mushroom), 852 nucleotides. RefSeq lists its product as uncharacterized. NCBI's taxonomy places the organism in Eukaryota, Fungi, Basidiomycota, Agaricomycetes, Agaricales, Omphalotaceae. Bases 1 to 852 code for a protein of 283 amino acids. The record is from RefSeq and is a predicted model, not a curated record. Gene Ontology annotation, biological process: DNA damage tolerance; protein monoubiquitination. Gene Ontology annotation, molecular function: single-stranded DNA binding; ubiquitin protein ligase activity. The transcript is spliced from 5 exons.